Molecule: messenger RNA, 660 nt
Organism: Prorocentrum cordatum
Lineage: Eukaryota; Dinophyceae; Prorocentrales; Prorocentraceae
Source: the annotation of a GenBank genome assembly
GUCGCGCAGGUGCGGGCACACUGGUACACGGGGGUGCGCCUCGCUGCUGUCGGGGAUUCGCACCCCUAGGCACCCGAAGGCCGACCGUUUUCCCGCCGCCGCACAAACGUGCUGUCUCGCCUGAGGAGGCCUGACAGGCAGUGAUUUCGCACGGGAGCCCACUGUCGCGGGCUGACUCAAGAAGGGCCUCGGUGAGUCCCUGGUGCGUGCACUCCUCCUUGGAAAAGAAAGAAGAGGAUGAGGAGGAGGAGGAGGAGGAGGAGGAGGAGGAGGAGGAGGAGGAGGAGGAGUCACGAUGAGGACGAGGCGACGAGGAGGCGCAGCAUCGCGCAUGCGGGGCACGGACAGCUUGUCCAGAACCGCAUGCGGAGGGGGCGUCCCGCGCGAGCGCGGCGCGGCGCCCCUCGGCGCGGCGAGGCGGGGACGCGCAGCCCCUUCGGGGGGGACGCGCCCUCGGAGCUCUCUACGCCCGCCGACCGCCCGUUGGUUUAAAAGUCCUCGACGGGCUGCGGGCUCGGAUUCGCGGUGUAUGCACCAGGGCCCCCCUCCUCUGAUGGGCCGAGGUUCCACCACCGCUGCAAUGUGGGCAGGGGAGGGGGGAGGAGGCGGAGGCGGAGGAGGAGGAGGAGGAGGAGGAGGAGGAGGAAGAGAAGGAAGAGA